AAUCAUUUCAUUAGUUCUAGAAGCAAUAUGGACGAAGCAGAGACAAAAAAGUAUACUUUAGAAGAGGUUAAAAAACACAACCAGGCCGGAUCGUCGUGGUUAGUUAUAGACAACAAAGUAUACGAUGUUACUAAAUUCUUAGAUGAGGUAAGGCAAAAAUUUAUUUUGAUUUGAACAGGCGGAAUUUUAGUGAAGUCAGUUAGCUUUUUGAUAUCAUAUCACGAGUUUCGCAUCGUAGCAUUAAAAUUGCGUAAUACCGGUAUUGUUGGACCCUAACAAAUGGUAACAUGUUCCCUGGACUGCAACAAAAAUAGCAGGCAACAAUUAUUUCGUUCGAUGCUGCUUUUAGGAAUUAAUUCACUUGUACCAGGUUGAAAUUAAAUACAAGCUAAUGCAUCAGUCAAUAGACCUAUUCGGCUGACUCAGUGUUGUACCCAAUUCAAAUCUUCCGUUUUAUUCCCAAAGGGUUUGAAUUGGGUACAACAUUGAGUUAGCCGAAUAGGUGUAUUCCACCUGCACCCAGCCAUCCCCCCACUCCUGCCCGGGCUACUGCGGGGCAUUUGCCCGCCUUGUCAGUCGCUGGAGUGGGGCAUUUGCAAAUUUUGCACUGUGCAGGGGCCGGGCAUUUGCCAACCCUGGGGCCAUUCCCGAGCUUUUAACACCCACGCGAUUUCCUAUCAGAAUAUAACUACACAAACGGGUUUACUGGAAAAAAAAGCAGAUUGGCUCAUCUGUCAAGGACAGGAAUAAAUUGUAGAGGGUUGUAAAGGCAUGUUCUCGAUUUUACAUUUAUGUAUGCAUUUCUUCAUUGCUUAUCAAGCCAGAAUUACAUAGCGAAAUUGGAGCUGUCGAUGUGAAUCAACGUUUUUUGGUUAUUGAAUCAAAUUUCUGUUGAUAUUAUUUGAAGAACAUCUUUUCAUAUGUAUAAGACCAAUCAUAACAUAUAACUUUACAGCGCUCUAUAAAUUUUAAGGUCAAUAAUUUUAUAUCAAUACUAAAACCAUAAACUGGUGCAUGUCGUCACGGCGUGAAGUCUUAAUUAGAAUCCUCAGCGCAAUUACAAAGGAAGACGUUAAUUGAAACAAAAAAUCGUACAUUAAGAUGCGUAAAAUGGCACUAUUUGACUGUGCGAUCAAUGAAAAUGUUGCAUUGUUGCCCACCCUGGGGGAUUUGACAGCUUAAGUGUCCCCACCCCCGGGAAUUUGCCAUCCAAGGCAAAAAAAAUGCUAAUGCCCGGGGGUCAGCCCGGUGGGGGGUGGGGGGGAGGGGGGGUUGGUUACAGGUGGAAUUGACUGAUGCAUAAAUCUUGCAAAUCAAUAUUUGAUAGGCCAUGCUUGAUACAUUAAAAUUCUAACAUGACUCCGAGGCUUUCUGGGCAUUUUUCUGUAUUUGGUUUGGUUUUCUUUGUGUUCAAUUCCCUUCUGGGAAUUGUGAGACAAUGGACUCGUGAAAAAUCUCCAAUUUUGACCCUAAAGCCUUGGAGUCAUGUUAAAUAUAUCGAACUAGGGCUACUACCAUCCGACACUGGUUACUCAAUCUUAGAGGCUAAAGUGCAUUUCAUAUUACAAGUAAACAUAAACUUGGCUAAAGCUCUAAACACUGUCCCAUGAGACUUUUGGGAUACCCUUUUGACUAAUCAUCUAUCGCCAUAACCAGAAGUAAACGUCACCAUUUACCUGCACUCAGGCCCAGUGAUUUUGUUACAAAUGUUUAUGGUGAGCCCUGGGACUUAUCUUGUGAAAACUCAUGAGUCCCUCUCCAUAACCAUUGAGUCCCAGUUUGAUAUACAGCAAGUCCUAAAUUUAAAGUGCUUGGGCUAUGUGUAUCCAAACAGAUAUAGUCCCUCUAUUUAAAGCACAAAAGAGACUAAAAUAAAUAUAUGUCAUUAAACAACAGCCACAAUAACAGCCACAGAAAUCACAUGAACAGGAUAUUCUACAAAAGCAUCUUCAAAUCUGUUCAAUAGAUCGAUCUUUGCUUUCAACGGGAUGCAUGCGAUGGAUUAUUUUGCGUCUUUGAGGAUUUUUAUGUGUCAGGAACUUAACUAACCUGAGCUGUUAUUCUUAAUUCUUAUUGUAUAGCAUCCAGGUGGAGAGGAAGUUUUACUAGAACAAGCUGGUGAGUAAAAGACAUUUUCAGGCUUGAUUCUCACUUGCCUGAGAAGCUUGGGCAGGUCAAACAUAAAUUAUGUAAUAAUCAGCUGGGUCCAGGCACAUGUAAAGGCCUUCAGGUCAGGGGAGUGCUGCAAAGUCUCAGAAUAUUGUUCAAUUUAGUUUUUUCUUUAGCACCUUAUUACGUAAAAUUUUGAUGACACUUCAAUUGAGCAAAUUAAAAUCACUAAAUUAAAAUGCACCAAAAUUAAGUCUCACUAAAUUUAAAUCGUCAAUAAAUUAAAGUGAGUGAAAAAUGAAAUUCUGCGAUCUGGUCAGUUUCACACUCAUACAUGUAUGGUAUUUGAUGGUCUAUUAUGAGGCCCUGCUGGGGGGGUCCCAUGUUGCCCUUCUGAAUUUUAAAACAUCUCGUGUCGGUGUUUAUAAAUGCUUGUCACUUAUUGUUGGCUUUGCCGUCACUGUGGCAAUUUGGCCGAGGGAGGUUGUCUCUUGUCAUGAUUUCAUUUUACGCGCUCUGGCUACUUUUUGGACCAUGUCACUUGUCGGAAUUUACCGUGGCAGAGCCUCUAUUAUGACAUGUAUCAUUGACUUUAUGUGACAAUAUACCGUUAAAUAUGAGUGAGGACAGCAGUUUUAAAGACAUUCACAACUAUAACACUUGGAAAAAAAACAACAUUUUGAAGCACCAGUCACGUCGCUCCUGGGGACAAAACCAUUUCACCUACCAAGCAGUCAAUGACUGGAACAUUUUAUCUAUUAAAUGAAGUUAAAAACAUUUCUGACAUUUUAUCUUUUAAAUAUUAGGAGUAUUUUAUAGUUUUUAUUCUUUAAUUCUUAAAUGAUUAAUUCUUCAAAGUUUUUAAAUUUUUAUCUUCAAAUGUUUAGGCAUUUUUAUGUCUGUAAUUUUAUGUAAUUCAGGGCCCCACUGAAACACAUCGAUCUUAAUAGUAUCAUGUCAAAAUUGACCUAGACUGUUUUGGGAAACAUUUUCCUUGAAGCUAACAUGCAUUCGGUCCCCAAAGUUCAAGUAUCUUAUGUUUGAGAAUUUUUUAAAAAUAAUUAUUAUUAUUAUGGUUGACAAAAGUAUGUCUCAUAAUGGCUGACUAUCAUGUUUUUCACUGCAUAUCUUCUCCAAACAGAAAUAAUAUAAUAUUAUAUAGAAGCCAGUAUAAAAUAUCGAUCCAUUGUCAAACAAGCUUUUGACACCAAGCAAGAAUGACAAAUAGCGUGAAAACUACAAAAUAAUGGCUGAAACCUUUGACAAGUCAAUACAAAAUGGCGCUAUUUCCAUACAUGUCUUUGUGAAAUGACAAUUUUCGCUUCGAGUUACCUUUCAAGCUUUUUAUUUGUACGAAAAAACCAGCUCCUUUUGUUCACAGCAUCACACACUUAAAAAUACAACUGUUUGAAUGUUCAGCCUCGUAGUUUGAUGUAGCCUGCGUGGCGGGUGCAAAAAGGGGAGGGGGGAGGGGGGAGGGAGAAAAGAGCGAAAGAGGGGAAAAGCGAAGGGAGUGCCUGCUAUAAGAGCCGGUGUUUUUGUAUUCCACCCACCAUUUUCUGAACUCAUUCGAUAAAGUCAACUGUCAAUAUGUGACCAAUCACAAGUAGGGCGCUUUCCAGCAUGGUCCGAACUUGAUUACUUUGUUUACCAGAAAUUGUCAAGUCGAGACCCUUUUUUCAAGUGAUAUCAUAAUUGAGCGAAAUAAGACAUCUUUACUGUUCUUGCUCCUGAGGUAAACACGGCAAACAUAUAGACUAAGAGCAGUCUCUCUCUUUUUUACUGCUUGCACUCUAUGACAAACAAUGAUCAGUUUCGUGUGAAUACACAAGACCUUUGGUCUUACCUCAUCAAACAUAAUGGUCACAAAGAACAGAACAGUCACCAGUACCGUGAGACGCAAAUAAUGAUAGGAGAAUUAUAAACAAUUGUCAAAAAAGCUCAACGGAUGGUUUUCUAACAAAGCUUCAGCCUUCUCUUUACAAACCAUUUAGAAGUUCAUUAAGAUAGUUUAUGUUCAAGUUUGCGGAAAAGGCGUUCUCGCGAAUAUCGGCGUUGCGGAUGUCUGGCAAGAAUCGAAUCGCUUUGAAUCACCACUUGGUGUUUGGACAAAUCCAGUAUACAAAACCUCCUGAGCAUCUCUGCCUGCUAAACAAGCUCUUACAGUUGGUUCCAGUUCGGAUUUUAAUGUGAGGUUGCUACAUGAUUGGAGUAAUUAUUUUGAUCUUCCAAAGCUUAUUUCAGUAGAACACAUUUCCUUGAUGCCUUCAUCAUGUUUGUCUCUCACUAAUACACGCCAGGAUACACACCAAUAAGUUACUCAUCAAAGCUUAGCCAAUCAGGAAUUUGCGGACGCCAGCGUCCGCAGCAAUGAACAAAGGGGGUUCGAUUCUUAUAGGAGGCGUCCCUUACUCUCUCUCCCCAAUCCCCCUCCCUUUUUCCGUUCCUCCCUAUCCCUUACCCAUUUCAAUGCCUGCUACGCAGGCUAGUUUGAUGCUAAAAAAACAUGACCAUCCCCAAGAAAAAUCCCCAAAACUAUGACCGAAGCUGAAAGAUCUUCCUCUUCCAAGGCCAUUUUUUGAGUUCAUUUGCUGCUGAGGUUGAUAAAAUAUCAAAAUAUUGACCAAAAUUGAUCAUACAGACAGCAAAUUGUUAUCCAUGUUGUUCUCUUUCUAAAGCGAAUCUCCACAGGUCACCCAAGACUCUUGCAAGUGCACACUGGCCAAUUUUACUGCAGACCCUUUCCGUUCAGACAAAUUCUCCUGAUUGCGAGUUAUAGGGUUAAAUGAAGCUAUUGACGCUUAUGAUUUUAUCACAUAAAUGUUCCAUUGUGGUCGUAAAAGUUUUAAAUACCUUAAAUCAGUUUGUGAAAUCGCUAAAUUAAAGUGCAACUAAAUAAGGAUUUUUCAGAAUCACCGAAUUAACAACAGUGUCACCAAAAUUUUAUGUAAUAAGGACGUACAUGAACAUUCACUGCUGUCAUUUUCUCCCAGUUUAUGCAUCAUUAUUCCGAAAUAUAUCCACUUGACGGCAGACACCUUUUCCCCUCCCCAAUGGCAAAAACAGAUUCUCCUCCCCCAGACAUUGUUGGUCUUUGUUUAUUAAUGUGAAAUGUAAUAACUAUUAUUAUUCAUUCAAAAUAUUUGCCGUUUCUGAUUGGUUUCAAUCCUCUGGGUGAUACUCAUGAGAGGCUUAGGCCGGUUCAGGAAUUCAGAGCAGGCAUUUGCCUAAGGCUUUAAAAUCCCACAACCAUUUGCCUUCUUUGCGGUUAGGCAUAUGGCAAUCUGCGGUAAGAUAGUUGAUUACAUAUCCGGUCACAAGCAAUUUGAAGUUGCAUCUGCUAUUUCCAAUUUUAAAAAAAUUCUCUCUAAAAGUAUUUCUUCGUUUGGAACAGUUAAAACAGAAUCAGAGAACAUUUGCAUCUGUUGACGGUGACUUUAUAAAAAGCAACAGAACAAAGAACACAAGCAAGAUGCUGCAUUACUUACUGGGGUUAAUUUAUGACAGCAAUACCAUACUCUGAAAUAUUAGCGGGAAAAAUGAAGUAAUCUCGCUCUACUGCGCGCUCAAAUGCAAUGGCAGUGAAGACAAAUUUUUUCUUGUUUAAUUAUGCUGGCUAUCUUGUGAUCUUCACUGAAACAGGUAAAUAAUUACUAUCACAGCUGCAAGGUGAGUAAUUACUGCAAAUCUUUUCAUAAAGAAAACGUUUUAGCUAUAAAUGCUAGCGGACUGUUUUGUCGAAGACGUGGCGCUAUAAAAAUGCUAAUCGAGCUUGAUCUUAAUGUUCGCUGAGCUCAGAAGUGGUUAUGGGGACCAGCUCAGUCGCUAAUGAAACUGUUAAAAAUUAUGGCGUUACUAUCAAUAAGGCCGAGGGGCUUCGAACAGGACAAUCAUUUUAGUCGUAAAAAUGUUAAGCUUUUUUGUGUUAUAAACCCAAUACAUGUAAAUAUAAGCCGCCCUAUAAAAAAUCUGAAUCUUUCCUCAGGAAAUGUCUGUAGACUUGAGCAUUAAAUAUAUAGGCAUGCUAAGUGAUAUUUCAAGCGAAGAAUUGAUCCUUAUUUGCCUGGGUCUAACAAAUACACUGGGGCAUUAAUUUACCUGUGUUUAACAAAUACAGCAAAUACACGGGUGUUAAUUUGCCUGUGUCUAACAAAUACUGUAAUUUGCCUAUGUUUAACAAAUACACUGGGGCAUUAAUUUGCCUGUGUCUUUCAAAUACACUGGGGCAUUAAUUUGCCUGUGUCUUAUAAAUACACUGGGACAUUAAUUUACCUGUGUUUAAUAAAUACACUUGGGCAUUAAUUUGCCUGUGUUUAACAAAAUACACUGGGGCAUUAAUUUGCCUGUGUUUAACAAAAUACACUGGGGCAUUAAUUUGCCUGUGUCAUAACAAAUACACUGGGGCAUUAAUUUGCCUGUGUCUAACAAAAUACACUGGGGCAUUAAUUUGCUUGUGUCUUAAAUACACUAGGGCAUUAAUUUGCCUGUGUCUAACAACAGCACUGGGGCAUUUAUUUGCCUGUGUCUAACAAAAUACACUGGGGCAUUAAUUUGCCUGUGUCUUACAAAUACACUGGGGCAUUAAUUUGCCUGUGAUUAACAGAAUACACUGGGGCAUUAAUUUGCCUGUGUUUAGCAAAUUACACUGGGGCGUUAAUUUGCCUGUGUCUUAACAAAUACACUGGGGCAUUAAUUUGCCUGUGUCUAACAAAAUACACUGGGACAUUAAUUUGCUUGUGUCUUACAAAUACACUGGGGCAUUAAUUUGCCUGUGUCUAACAACAACACUGGGACAUUAAUUUGCCUGUGUCUAACAAAAUACACUGGGGCAUUAAUUUGCCUGUGUUUAACAAAUACACUGGGGCAUUAAUUUGCCUGUGAUUAACAGAAUACAGUGGGCCAUUAAUUUGCCUGUGUUUAACAAAAUACACUGGGGCGUUAAUUUGCCUGUGUCUUACAAAAUACACUGGGACAUUAAUUUGCCUGUGUCUAACAACAACACUGGGUCAUUAAUUUGCCUGUGUCUAACAAAAUACACUGGGGUAUUAAUUUGCCUGUGUUUAACAAAUACACUGGGGCAUUAAUUUGCCUGUGAUUAACAGAAUACACUGGGGCAUUAAUUUGCCUGUGUUUAACAAAAUACACUGGGGUAUUAAUUUGCCUGUGUCUUACAAAAUACACUGGGACAUUAAUUUGCCUGUGUCUAACAAAUACACUGGGGCAUUAAUUUGCCUGUGUCCAACAACAACACUAGCGCAUUUAUUUUCCUGUGUCUAACGAACAAACAUUUGAAGUAUUUACUUCUCUCUAACAAAUUUUUUUAAUAUGCAAAACUGCUAGCCUCGAAAAAUAUAACAGCAAAGAAAGAGUAGCCCUGUCCCAUUGUUUUAUUGUAUUUAUUUACGUAUCAGGCGUUCGAGAAAACUUGUAUAUCAUAAUGAGGAAAAUUUGCCUCUAAAACAUGUUGGGAUUAAUCCGGCUUAUAACACCUUCGUAAGGCUUGUCUUCCUUUUAGUGUGGUUCCUCUUUCAGCUCCCACUGUGAUUUAGGUAAAAAUUUUUACCUAAGCAGCGGGGACCCAAAUUCGUGAACCAGCCUAAGCUUGUCAUGAUAACCAACUGUCUUACCUUAAAUGGAUUAAUGUAAGAUUCAGGCAAUAUACCAUCUAUUUGAUGGUAUAUUGCCUAACAACCCAUUGAUCAACCUAGUUUCUAGGUGUGGCAGCUUAGCUGUUUGUUCCCAAGUGAAGUAAACAAAAUGGCAUUAUAUUUUGAAGAUGAAAUAGCUGAAAUUCUGAUUAAGGUUAGUUCACAAAAUUGGAAAUUUAUUUGUUUAUAUUAUUCUUCUGGACAGGUGGAGAUGCUACUGAAAGCUUUGAAGAUGUUGGCCAUUCUUCUGAUGCAAGAGAACUGUUGUUAACAUAUCUUAUAGGAGAGCUUGUUGAUGUAAAUAUUCCAUUUUAUAAGAUGACUGUUUUCAGUUGUAUUAAGUAGGUCUUUUAAUUUAGUAAAAUCCAACUAGUGGUUUAUUAUCAAUGCUGCAUUCUGAUUGGAUGAGCUUCUACUAGGCUAUAUGUUAUAGCCCACUAGUAGUGAAAGGUGCCGACUUUGAAAACCAAAACAAUGGCGGCUGAAUCGCGUUUUACAAGCUAAAGUUGUUUUGCCUCAAUGUUUUUGACCAAAUAGUUGGAUUUUACUGAAACAAUUAUUAUUCCUCUCGCCCUCAUGGCCUCUGAGUCAAUAGCCCAUGAGGCCGAAGGCCUCAUGGGCUAUUGACUCAGAGCCCAUUCAGGUUCGAGGAAUAAUUGUUAAAGAGCACCUGUGGGAACUUCAGCAAGUAUUGGGGAUUUUAAUUCAUUUUCUCCUGGUAUUCAGGGUGUUCAUUAGGCAUCGGAGAUCAGAGAAUUUGCCAUUUACAAUGAAAAAUGCUAUUUUGUGACUAUUUUUUAUUUAGAUCAGGAGCCUCUUUUAGAAUAUUCUCCUGUAAUGUUACACUUUUCUCCUACUACUAGAGUUCUUAAAGAAAAUGCUGGGUAUUGGUCUACAAUCAUAGUCUAUCUAGCAAGUUUGGUCAAGAACUGAAAAGAAAUUUAAAAGACACAUGUACAGGGUUUGAGCCCUGUACAUGUAUCUGUAGGAUUUGAUCACUGGGGGACAAUUUGUCCCCUUGGCUAAAAUUUUGGGGGACAUUUUCAUUUUUAGGGGGACAGAAAUUUGUACACCCUUCCUUCUUAGCAGGGCUUCUGAUAGGUAUCGGACGAAAAAGUCAAAUUUCGCAGGAUUUUUAGGGACAAAUUCCCGGAAAAAUCGGCCGAUUUCGCGGGAGUUUUCGGGGCGAACUUCACCGAAAAGCAAUCGGUAAAAAACGGCCGAUUUUGUGGUUAUUUUCAAGGCAAAUUUCGCUAGAAAUCGAUCGGUUUUGCGCUGAUCAGACCAGCCUUUUUAACGUUUUUCUAACAGAGGUCAUCAUUUGCUCUUUCAACAACAAUACGCUCCAGAAAUGAAGCAAUUGCAAAGCCUUUAACAUGAUGGCUAGUGCCCAGUUUUUCGCAACCUAAUCUGUUUGCACGUUUCAGUGACGAAGUUGCAAGUUUACGGCAAGUAAAUAGCCCCAAAAGCUGAAAUAAGUUUCAAAUAUGUUGUACAGACAUGUAUUUGAUAAGAUUUCUACCAAAUUUCGCGGUAUUUUUCGUGUUUUUGUGAAUUUCGCGGCUCCUCGACCGCGCGAAAAAUCAGAAAACUGAAGCCCUGUCUUAGAUUUCCAACAAAAACAGCAGUAGAGCGUGACUGAAACGUAACUUUGGAAUGAACUUUAAAGGUGCGAUAAAAAUAUACUUUCCACGUUCUGUUUCAGCUUGCAACUUCUGUACCGAAAUAAAUCUCUUUGUAUGUGCUUCCUUUUGAGUUUUUUCCCUAAAUUUUGAAGGGGACAAAUUGUCCCCUUGGCCGUUUUUUAAAGGGACAAUUCCAAUUGCAGUGUGGGAUUGGCGCAAUGGCGCAACCUGGCUCAAACCCUGCAUGUACAUAAAUUUAGCCUUCAUGAGCACUCCGAGAGCCUGCUAGCAGGCUAGAUGACAUCACAAUAAAAGAACAAGGUGAAAAAUGUUCACUUGCCAAAAAUCAGCCUGUUGUUGCAAAUUGGUGACUACAGAGGAGAUAUACAUGUAAGCAACAUUAUGCUCUGAUGACUCCUUAUAAAUCCUUCUAAUAUAGACCCACAUGAUUAACAUUACAAUUAGCCUGUGUGGCAAGUGUUUCCUCGCGAGGUUCGUCUAGAAAGCUGGGAGAAGAGCAAAAAAAAAAAUGAAUGACGGGGGAGGGGGAGGGGAACGAAGGAACCGCUUGCCCGCAAACCCCAUGAUUUUGAAAAACUGCGUUCGCCCACGAACGCAGCUUCUGAUUGGCGCGGUGCGUGUAGUGUUGAUUACUUAGCAUUCGAAACAUCAAUCAAACCAGGUAUGCUUUGUUUUCGUGCGUCACAGAUCUGGUCUCAUCUGAUUUGUGGUCGCAGAUUACAAUUGCUUUGGACUGAUAUUUAUUUGAAUCGUGUUUGUGCGAAGGUUUAUGAGAUCAGAGUCUUCAAAGUAUAAUUGGAGAUCGAGCAGUGGAGACUAGGGAAGGCCAAUUUAUUGAGAAUGACGGCGUGCGGAUCUGACUGGAAAAAAUGGAGUGACUGUUUGUUGGAGGUAACAUCAACAUAAAUCAGACCAUCGGUACUCGACACUAGCUAAAGCCGCCACCAUGGACAAGCGAUUUGUCAGCUUUUUGAAGUGAAAAGAUUCUUUUUGUUUAUUGGAAAUUUAGCAGCAUCUAUUGUAGAGAACGUUUCGACACAGGCUGAAGAGCAGCCGCUCUGCAAAACUUAUUCCCGGCGGAGUGAAUUGUUCCGGACAAAUAGUUUUUGACAUGUCGACAAGGUUUCAGACGAGAUAAAGCCACACAAUAAAAAACAAGAAAUUUUGCAGCAAUCACUCAUAGUUUUAACUUUCUUUUAUCGUAAAUCUUUUUUAUUACAGUUCUUGCAAUCGCCUGCAACGUGUUCUAUUAGAGAACAAAGUAAUUUUACAAAUCUGAUGAUCCAGGGGUAAUCUGUUCGUUAUGUUUCUGUUUUGACGAGCUGUCAAUUUACAAAUGAACCGAACCGUGAAAUAUCAAGGGGCUUUUUCCAGAAUCGUGGGGUUUGCGGGCAAGCGUUUCCUCUUCUCCCGUCCCCCUCCCCCUUCAACCUUUUUUUUGCUUCCGCUCUAACUUUCGCACAGUAACUCGAUUGGAAACGCUUGCUACGCAGGCUACAUUACAAUCUAACCCAAUUUUGGAAGGAUUUGUGUUGAGUCAUCAGAGCAAACCGGUUUUUGUAUUUACCCACAAUUUGCACUAACAGGCUGAAUUUUGGCAAAGGGACUUUUCUCAUCUUGUUCUUUCUGAAUAUGCUAACAAACAGGGCUGUCAAUAAGGGCCGGUAGCCAGUCAAAACUCCUGGCUAUUUAGCCAUCCUUAGCCGGCUACUUUCAGCUCCCUCUACCAUUACUGCUAACAAAAAAUAAUUAAGCACCAUCAAAUAAUAAUCUUCUAACAGGCUUAGACCUGUGAAACGUUCGAACUGUGUGAUGUCUUGGAACGCCGGGGACAUUUUGAUGGCAUUGUUCUCAGUCUUGUAUGUAUUCUGACGAAACAACGUGGGAUCUGUGGUCAGAAACACUUCUUGAAAACCCCUGGAAAUGCCAUUUCCGAGACUCUAAUUUUCAAAAUGUCCCUAGAUACAUGGCCCUCAAGAACUUGUGCCUUUGGUGCGAGUUCCAGAUCCGCCUACUAUUCAUUAUCAGCCAGCUACGUAAAAACUUUUUGACAGCCCUGUAACAAAUCCCAUAAUUUUAUAAAAUUAAUCUGAAUUUUGGUGAUGUCACACUUUCCUUCUCUAUGACACCUUUUAUGGCUGGUUUGGCCCCCACCCUGAAUGUACUUUAUUUUUAUUGCCCAAGUACCAUUGAGUAUUAAAGCACCAUUGACAAAACUAGAAAAAAACUAUGGUCAAUUUGUGUGGUUAUUAUUGUUGUUUUUUAAUUUAAUUUUUACAUUUUAGGAGGACAAGAUUCAAGUAAAGGUGUGCAUUUUUAUGUAAAUUUUAUGAAAACAGUAGAGAGCAUAAGUGGAAAUUUCUGUGUUAAAAUCUCACUCGCCUGAAAUAACUGAAUUCUGCCUCAUGUAAGUAUGUGUAGGUGCUCUUAAAAUUUUGUAAGAAAAAUAAUAUUUAUUUGUCAAUUUCUUUCAAUGCCAUUGAAUUUAAUUUACAAUCUUGUAUUUUUUCACAGUUCAUUGUCUGUAUAUAUAAUCAGCAACCUAUGUUAUUUUUCUUCUCAUUUGACAAUGAUUAGAUGAAGUUAUAUACUGAAGGUUUUUAUUAUUAUUAUUAUUAAUAUUUUUCUUUUAAAACUGUCUCUCAUAGACCAUGUACAGCAAGACAUUAUUAUUUUAUUAGAGCUUUCUUGCAACACAAUAGCAAGAAAAACUAAAAAAAAAACUUUUGAAUCUGUCAACAAAAUCCUAUAAUUAUGGUGUUACCAUUCAAAUGAAACCAGGCCUCAGUUGUUCAAAAGUUGGAUAGCACUAUCCAGCGGAUAAAUCACUAUCCAGCGAAUAAGUACUAGGGAAACCAAUUGCGUUAUCCAGUGGAUAUAUUUUUAUCCGGUGGAUAGUGCUAUCCAACGUUCGAACAACUGGGGCCAGUUUGGCAGAACUUUUCAGUGCCCGAUCCAGACCUUGAGAUAAGGGGGGGGGGGGGCGGUCAUCCAGAUCCUUAGAAAAGGGGGGGGGCAGUCUCCAAAAAAAUUUUUUUUGUCCCUUCGGGCCUCAGUUUCGUCUAAACAUAAGAAGGGAGGCCCAGGCCCCCUCAGGCCCCUCUCCUGGAUCUGCCACUGAUUUUGCAUAGCAUGCAAUUUUUGUGAAUUUUUUCUUUAGCCAGUAAUAGAAGUGAAAGGGUUAAAAUAAAACUUACAGCUUGAGACAAAAUGUGGCUUAUGGCAAUAUUGCAAAAUCGUUCACUUGAAACAGGACUGGUACUGGGCACAGGGGCGGAUCUAGGGGGGGUUCGGGGGUGCAAUCGAACCCCCUAAGUAAAAACAGCUAGCAUCAAAAACUUGUACAAAUGUAAAAUAAAUACAGUCAAUCUUAAAUGCAAUAAAUUCAUAACCUAGUUAAGCCUCAGAAUGGCAGAAAUCAUGUUUCAGAGGACAUAAAAUUUCAAAAAUUUCCGGGGGAGAAUGUCCCCGGACCCCCUACACGGGGACUGCCUUUGGCGGCCUCCUCACAUCAAACCCCCUCUGAUAAAAGCCGGGAUCCACCCCAGUGGCACAUGGCCAGGGAAUUUCCCUGGUUUUGGAUAUCAAAAGGAAAGUAGAACCAAAUGGAUUUACUGGCUGUUCAAUUUGCUGUCUACCAAUAACAAUUUAAAAUCAUAGUGAAAGCCCUGUUGAAAGAUUUGUUCUUACACAUUCUUAUUUUCUAGUUGAAUUGGUGAUAUGAUAUAUAAUGUGCACUUGUUAUAAUAGACUUCCUAAAAGUUGACCUUACGAGUUUCUGAGUGAGUGAAGCGAAAAAGCAGCCAGGCGAGUCACGAAGUUUUGAGAGGUUGACUUGCCUCGCUUGAAGGGUUGCCAGAUGUGUUUUGCUUCAAAAAUGGGGAGUGGAGUGAGUCGCAUUUGGGGUUUUAGGUUACAUUUGCCAGUCAUCGAAUUCAACCUACAAAGAGCAAAUUAAUUUUUAUUUACUUUCUGCUGAAGUUGUCACAAACAAAGAUUUCAGGUAUAAGUGAACGACCUCAGGCGGGUGGAAAAAACCAAAGCUUGUUUUAAUCUCGAGUUGGUAUUCUUGGAAAGAGAUCUCCAGUGAUGGCUUUUUAACAAAUAUUAUUUUGUGCUGUAACCUAAACUGUGCCAACAAGAAUGAAACCCUUGUUAGGAAGAAGUGAGGGAAAGCCUCAAAUCAGUGAGGAAGGCCAUUGCAGAGGAGAAAGGAGUGGUUAACUCAAUGAAAUGGCAAGCACACACUUUAGAUUGUGGUACAUUUUGUACCGGCGAGCCAAAAAAAAUCACAGCAGCAAAAGUGCGAGAUGAUCUCCUUUUGACGGACAGCUUGAUUGCGGCACUGUUAUGCAGCAAUAUGACAACACAAUUGGGUUUCAGGGAUUUCCAUGAGGAAGAGAGUACACUAGUUUCUCUUUCAGAUCUAAAAUAUCCUCUAGCAUUUCUUCUGAGCAAUCAUCUCCUAUGUAUGAUGCUUUGCCAUGGGAAUUGAGGUUUAAGACCUGAUCUUUCAUAAGAUUGCAAUCCUCAGCAAAUAAAUGAUCGAAAGUGUAUGAAGUCAGCUCAAAAGUCAGACUUUUCCUAGCUCUGCUUGGAGCAGACACAAAACCGAAUCUCUCCCUGACAGAUAUUAUGCUUCAAGUGUUUUCCUCUGAAUAUCCCUUGGCUUCAAGAGCAUCUUUUAUCACUUUCGCAAUGAACAAGUUAUGUAUUAAGGUGCUUUAUUACUUGUGGGUGACAACUUUAUCCUCAAGGGUCCUAAAGAGCUGCUUUGAGUGGUCUAAGCACAGCAACCCAUUUUUGGGUGGCUAAAACUGGCGCCAGUCAAGGAUAAAAAGUCUUUUGUCUUGCACCAUUUUAAAUGGGACGAAAGACUUGUUUGAAAGUUUAUUGUUAUAAUAGUGAUAAUUCAUUCUAGAUAUUAUUUUGAAAUUUAACCAGGACAUGAAAAAGAAAAUCAUUUGUUAAUUAUUUUUAUCAUUGUGAAUCCAAUUAGGGCAAGGAAAAGAAAACUAUACCCCUUGAAGAAAACAAAUCUAACUGGUGAGCAGUAUUUUUUAUUGUAAAACUUAAAGUGAAUUCCAACAAAAUGCAAAAGAAACUCUUAACUGCAUAACUUUGCAAAACAAAACCACUUGACCCAUAAGACUAAAACAAAAUUAUUAAUUAUACAAGGCCAAAUUGAACAUUGAGUUAAAGAAAAGGUUUUUGAAAACCCACUAAUUUCUUUUUUUUUUUUUAUUGAUUGGACAUCUAGCAAUGUUCAAUGAUGAUUAGAAUGUGUGUCUGAAGUGAUGACUUCACAUAGCUGGGUACCCUGUUAACAUAACCACCACAGGAUCACCAUAAAUUGUGGUUGUGUUGACAGGGUGUUCAUUAUGAUGGGUAAGGGUAAUAUAAGUUUUAAUGAAUUUAAUUUUAAACUAAAUGAAAAUUAAUCACGUAUUUAGGCUUAGCCAUCAGCUCAACAGCAACGUGUAAACAUUUACACCUGCAAAGUCAGCAUUUAUCAUUAUCACAUCUUACCAAUGUGUACACUGAUACAAGUUAGGGUGCACCUAUUUGAAGGAUUGUUUUUGAUUGGCUGGGAAAACAAUAGGGAUUGUCACACAACAAUGCCCUUAUCCCUGAAAACAAUGGAGGUGCAGAUUAAAGGGGACCAGUGAAAUAAGAGGUUUAGAAUGGUGCAGGUCUACUGACAAGUUAGCACAUGCUCAAAAGGCAUCAAUUGUAUCUUACAAAAAUUAGUUUUUACCUCAUAGUUUGCUAAGGUGUUUGUCUUAAGAUCAUGUAAAAACAGCUUUUGAAAUCUUAUUUUAUUUUAGAAGGAGAAUAUUACCAUACUGCAUACACAUGAAAACACUCUCAUCAUUCCCCUACUUGAGCAAAGUUAAAUGUUUUUCUCUUUUUUUUAUGUUAUUACAGUCAAACCAGGAAAACCGAGAACACCAGAAAAAUUUCUGGAAUGUGAUUAUGUUGCUAGAAAAAAGCCAAUCAGGCAUGUCAAUGAGAAAACUAAACUGCAAGCAAGAUUGUUAAUUAGUUUGUGGUUUUGUGGCUAGUUCGCAUGUCCUGAUCUUUUCUGUGAUUUGUCAUAACAUAAUAAACAUUCCUGAGAUAUUUCAAGCGUUCACGGUUUUCCUGGUCACACUGUAAACAAUGCUAGUUGUCUCAGCAUGAACUAAGCUCUCCACCACUUUCUCAUGUCCAGUCUUUUUACUCUGGUGGUCGUUUGCAGGCUCAUUUGAUAAUCGAGUAUGAAGCAUGAAAUAAUUUAAGCAAAGAGGAGAGCUGUUAAAACUAGGCUUCUCAGUGAUACACUAACUAUAUUUUGUGAGAACUGUUCACUCACACAACUACUUCAACAACAACAAAAAAUAAAACAAAAAAGUGAUGUUAUUCAAUAAUUGGAUCAAUUAUUUAGGUUUCUGGGAAACUGACCACCUACCCCUCCCCUAAGCCAACAUUUUGCCCUAAGUGAGAAGUAAGUGAUAAUGUUGGCAUAGGGGAGGGGUAGGUGGGCAGUUUCCCAGAAAUCUAAAGUGAUCCCAGUAGUCUUCUUGACUUGAACUCUGACCUUCAUCUUGUUUUUUUCAGUAAACUUAUAUAUAUAUUUUUCUUGUCAUUGCUUUACCAGGAUGAAUUCCCUCACUCUACCAGCAGCAGCAGUUGCUGUGUUAAUCUCUGUUGCCGCUUACAAGUAUUUCCACACAUGAACAUCAAACCACAUGUGAAGAAAUUACUGAGAGAGAGCAAACGUGAUCAUACACUGUAGCUUGAUCAACAUUGUUUGAACCUCCUUAAUGAUCUUUACGGCGGCAGUCACCCUGGUGUAGCCUCUGUCAACUGUGCAAGGGCAAAGUUUUAUCAGUGGUGGAAUCAUAAGUUGCAAAAAAAGAAAGGAAAUAGUUCCAACAGUGAGACUCGAUAACCAGCCAGUGUUAAGAAAUCUACUUAUGCUCCUCAAAGUCAAAAUCAGCUCCUUUCAUUUCUUCAUGUUCCAUCACUGCCAUAACUUUGCUUGUGCACAGACAGUCGUAUCAGGUUUACUUUGUUUUCCUAUUUGUUUAUGUGAUCAAGUGUUAAGCCUGAG
This is a messenger RNA of Porites lobata, 16499 nucleotides long. NCBI's taxonomy places the organism in Eukaryota, Metazoa, Cnidaria, Anthozoa, Scleractinia, Poritidae. The record is from the annotation of a GenBank genome assembly.